AUGAGCCUACAGAAGCUGCCCUUUGACGUCCUUCAUCAGAUCUGGCAAUUAGUCUCGCCCUACGACUUCGAAGCGUGCGCCAAAACAUGCAAGUUCCUCUACACCACCGCGAAGCCGCUGCUGCCACGGCAUAAUGCGCUCCGCAAACAGUAUCGCAGCUUUCGUCUGCCAGAGAGGAACGGCUUAACCGGAAAUACCUCCCUUGAGCCCUACACACUUCCGCAGCUGCUGUGCGACAUCGCGGUAGACCCCAUCAUCGCCGAGUACAUUCUUCACCUAGACUUGGAGAACAGAGAAUCGCUCAAUCUCGUCUACGAGGAAGAGAGUGACUGGGAAGCAGUCGUUCGCGCCAAACUGGAGGCACACUCGGACGCGCUUUUGCAGCUGAUGUGCAAGUCACCGUACUUUGCACAGCUGAACAUCCCGGAGAGCAAGAUCAAGGACUGGUUCAAUUGCAUACUCAUGGAGUCGGCCGAUUUCGAGGAUGGGCAGUCUAUAGACUUUGCAGCGGCCUUUUUGUUGUCGUUGCUGCCCAAUUUAGAGUCAUUGGCACUGUCGCGCGACUGGCUGGCGGUGACAGUCAGGCCAGACCCCGAUGGCGAGGAUGUUUAUUACAGCGAGGAGGAAGACGAGGAUGAGGACGAGGACGAGAUCAAUGCGGUGUUACUUGCCAAAAAGACAGCACCCCUGGUUCGAAAGUUUAUACAUUACAUGGUAGAACAGGCCAAUAGGGAGGAUUUGACUGGGCAGCCAUUGUCUAAGCUGCAUACAUUGCGUCCCAUACGCGGUGUGGACACGCAGUUUGGAGAUAACCUUGUAUCCAUCUUCCCGUUCUUAACGCUCAAGUCACUGCGCAGGGUAUUUCACGACUUUGGCACUCUUGACGUGAGCGACUUUCCAUCAGCGGAAAAUAACGUUGAUUCGUCAGAGGAUAGUGAAGAGGACAAUGAGAACGACAGUGACGAGGAAAGCGAGGAAGAGGGCGAUGACGAUGAUGAGGCUUCAAAUGAGGAGGACGAUGAUGGAGCAUCAGAGAAUGAGCAAGAAGCCGACUCUGAAGACGAAGCUCAGGAGGACGACGAGGACGAGGAAGAUGACAACGUUGAUGAUGAAUGGCGCAGCGCAGAGAAUGGCCCUCGGCAAUAUGAUGCUCUUGGUGCAACCGUCGAACUCAUGGCACUAGACCACUGCAUCAUCAGCCCUGGCGCCUGCCAGCCAUUCUUCUCCAACAUGGAGCGUCUGACUGUGCUGCAGUACCGGCACCACACCAUGGAAUCCUUCGGCCAGGAAUGGGACGCCGACGAGUUCCUGCAGGCACUCGCGUCUACUCCCGCUGCACCAUCGCUCGAGAAGCUAGCUAUACUAGCGGGCAUGGUCUGGGACGACGGUUCCCCCAUCCGUUCGCCGCUGCAUGGCUUCCAAUCGCUGCAGCACCUGGAGGUAGACGGUGUGUUUUUCGGACAUAAUCCGGACUGGGAGGAAGCGGCGCCGGCGCUGCAUUCCUUGCUACCACCGUCAUUGCGGGUGUUUGUGCUGCACAUUUCUACUGAGAAUUACGAGUGCGUGGAGGACUUAUUUAGUGCGUUCAAGGACGAGCGAGAGAAGUGCUUCCCGCUGUUAGAGCGUGUUGAGCUGCGUGUUCGACAUGUUGAUUUCAUGGGCUGCCCUGUUGAAGAGCAUGAAGAGCGCCUCGCAAAGCUGAAGUCGAUUGCGGAUGUUCAUGGGUUGACCGUGACCGUUGUAAGCGAGGAGGAACACUCUUCGCAUUCAAUGUGA
[Torrubiella] hemipterigena is the source of this 1776-nucleotide messenger RNA. The record is from the annotation of a GenBank genome assembly. Lineage: Eukaryota; Fungi; Ascomycota; Sordariomycetes; Hypocreales; Clavicipitaceae.